Guyanagaster necrorhizus is the source of this 1883-nucleotide messenger RNA. RefSeq lists its product as uncharacterized. Gene Ontology annotation, biological process: nuclear pore organization; NLS-bearing protein import into nucleus; protein localization to nuclear inner membrane. The transcript is spliced from 6 exons. Gene Ontology annotation, molecular function: structural constituent of nuclear pore. The coding region runs from base 89 to 1789 and encodes 566 amino acids. Gene Ontology annotation, cellular component: nuclear pore central transport channel; nuclear pore. The record is from RefSeq and is a predicted model, not a curated record. Lineage: Eukaryota; Fungi; Basidiomycota; Agaricomycetes; Agaricales; Physalacriaceae.
UGCUCUUGUCGUAGAUUAUCAUCUCCUGGUCGACAAAUUCUGUGCUUUCUGGAGGAUACCAUAAAGUGGUCCUAAUUCCCUUUCCACCAUGUCAUCAUUAUUCGGCGCUACUACCAACACAACCACGCCGGCCGGAGGGAAUCUUUUCGGGUCGAAUAAUCAGCAGCAACCAGCAGCAACAGGUGGUGGACUUUUUGGAAGCAAUUCUACCCAGACACAGACUGCCACUCCCUCACUGUUCGGUACUGGUAGCGGCGCCUUUGGCCAAAGUACCGCCUCCAACACGAACACUGGCUCCUCGACGUUUGGAAAUACUGCCGCGCAGCCGCAAACCAACCAAAAUAGUGCCUUCUCUUUGAAACCCAGCGUGUUUGGUCAGACGGGGACUGGGACAACCGCAUCGCAACCUGCCCAGUCAACGAGCAGUUUCUUCUCGACACCACCGGCCGGGCAGCAGAACCAACAAAAUCAGCAAGCCAAGCCAAAUUUAUUCAACUCAACAAACCCUCUUUUCGGUGGCACCAGCACGUCAACGGGAACCACAAAUCCACUGUUUGGAUCGUCCACUACGACUGCCAAUACCAAUCCUACAACAUCCAACACAAACCCUCUCUUUGGCUCAACAUCAACCAACACAACUACUCAAAAUCCUCUUUUUGGUUCCACGGCGAACACCAACACCGCAAAUCCCACGUUUGGCCCAUCGAAUACCAACCCAGCGCCUACAACUAACACCAAUAUCUUCGGUACUACGUCGACGUCUGCUAACCCCAUGUUUGGCUCAUCUACAAACACGACAUUGGGCAAUAGCGCCUUUGGCACAAGCGCUCUUGGUGGGAGCACCCUCGGAACCAGCGCAUUUGGUGCACAACCUCAGCAGCAGUCAACCCUAGGUGCCAACAGUCUCCUUAAAAGCACAGCCCCUGCUUCCCAACAACAACAAGUCGACGCACAAGCGCAAUUCGCCAAACUAUCACAAAAGAUCGAGUUGAUAGCCAAUGCGUGGAACCCGAGCUCGCCUCAGUGUCGCUUCCAGCAUUAUUUCUACAACCUCGUCGAGCCCAAUCAAGUCAGCAUGUAUGGACGUCCAUCGAACGCCACCAAUGAGGUGUUGUGGCAAAGAGCUAUCCAAGAAAACCCUGAUCCAUCUUGUCUGGUGCCAGUCAUUGCUAACGGAUUUGACGAUCUACGCCAGCGCGUCGAUGGCCAAACAGAUCAAGCUACAGCACAGAAGGCCAACGUCAAGGACCUACAAAAGCGCCUCGCCGAUCUCUCGACUCAGCAUGUCACUAACACCGUCUCCCGUCUUGCACGAUUCUCACAAACCCAAAUUCAGCUUGCGCAGCGGAUAAUGGCACUGGCACAGCAUCUACACCUCCUCAUUCCGACUGUACGGUCAUCCGCGAUACGGCCGGAGGAAGAAGAGCUGUUCGCCAAGAUAGAAUCAAUGGAGGAGGAAGUAAGGGGAGGGAAAGGAAAGAUGAAAGCCAAGCUUGACGAGCUAUGGGCGGUAUUCAGUGCUCUGAAAGCAAGAGAAGAGGGAAUUCGGGAGCGAAGGACUUCUGGUGACUGGAAGGUCGUUGAUGAGGAAGGGCUGGCAAGGAUUGCUCAGAUUCUGUCGGAGCAACAGACUGGUCUAGCAUAUCUCACGAAGAUCUUGCAGAAGGAUCUGAAAGACCUUGGCAUCAUCAUGGGAACGGGACUGACUACUACUGCAGGAGAUGUCUCGAUGGAAGGCGAGAGUUUAUGGACGUCAACUAGUACCCUGAGAGCAAGCGCACUGCGCUAAUUAUUCUUGCUGCUUUUAAUUUAUUCUUGUGGUUUUCUUGUAAAGUCAUAAAGGAAGGAAUACAUGCCCAUCUAUGUAGAAACUAUAUACAGCC